Prionailurus viverrinus (fishing cat) is the source of this 1847-nucleotide messenger RNA. RefSeq names its product acetyl-CoA acyltransferase 2 (gene ACAA2). Bases 273 to 1517 code for a protein of 414 amino acids. The record is from RefSeq and is a predicted model, not a curated record. The transcript has 9 exons. Gene Ontology annotation, biological process: fatty acid beta-oxidation. Gene Ontology annotation, molecular function: acetyl-CoA C-acetyltransferase activity. NCBI's taxonomy places the organism in Eukaryota, Metazoa, Chordata, Mammalia, Carnivora, Felidae.
CCCCAUUCCUCUGGCCCCUUCCGCCUUGUGGCUGUCUCGGCGUCGGGAUACCUGGUCCAGUGAUGAUGGAGAUUUGCUGGGGGAUGAAGGGGAACGUUAAUUACAGGGGCGAGUAGAGGGGCCAGGGAUAGUAUGGACAGGGUAGAGUCAAAUCAUCCUCUCGCUUUAGAGGUAAAAUCUUUAAAAGCGAAAAUGUGAGGGGGAGAUGCGCUGGCAAGGAACGCUCUUUGCUGCAAGGCCCGGCUGCUGGCAGAGUUGUGGUUCCCACGCUAAUGCGCAAACAGGGUGGCGUGCUGUCUAAACUAAAGGGAGAUAAGCUCCCUCGAGGCAGAGGAGGCCGCAGCCCAGCCAGCCAGGCCCGCGAAGUGAGUGAAAGGGCGAGGGCGUGGCUUCGGGGGGGCGCCGCCCUCACGUCCUUAAAUUGGGGUGUGGGCGGGCGCCCCUCUGCGUCGCUGGAGGGGAAACUCUGCGCCGCGUCUCGCUCGCCGCCAUGGCCCUUCUCCGAGAGUUCUUCAGAUGCUCCAUACAUGGCCAGGCAUGUUGGCUUGCGUGUGGGAGUCCCACAAGAGACCCCAGCUCUCACUGUUAAUAGACUCUGUGGCUCUGGUUUCCAGUCCAUUGUGAGUGGAUGUCAGGAAAUUUGUGUGAAGGAUGCUGAAGUUGUCUUGUGCGGAGGAACUGAAAGCAUGAGCCAGGCUCCCUACUGUGUCAGAAACGCGCGUUUUGGAACCAAGUUGGGAUCAGAUCUCAAGCUGGAAGAUAUUCUGUGGUCAGGAUUAACAGAUCAGCAUGUCCAACUCCCCAUGGCAAUUACUGCAGAGAAUCUCGCUGUGAAAUACAACAUAAGCAGAGAAGACUGUGACAAAUACGCCCUGCAGUCCCAGCAGAGGUGGAAAGCUGCUAAUGAUGCUGGCUACUUCAAUAAUGAGAUGGUACCAAUUGAGGUGAAGACUAAGAAGGGGAAACAGAUGAUGCAGGUAGAUGAGCAUGCACGGCCCCAAACAACCCUGGAGCAGUUAAAUAAACUGCCUCCAGUAUUCAAGAAGGGAGGAACCGUUACUGCAGGGAAUGCGUCGGGGAUAUCCGAUGGUGCUGGAGCUGUUAUCAUAGCUAGUGAAGAUGCCGUUAAAAAACAUAACUUCACACCACUCGCAAGAAUUGUGGGCUAUUUUGCGUCUGGAUGUGAUCCCUCUAUCAUGGGUAUUGGUCCUGUCCCUGCUAUCAAUGGGGCACUGAAGAAAACAGGACGGAGUCUUAAGGACAUGGAUUUGGUAGAGGUGAAUGAAGCUUUUGCUCCUCAGUACUUAGCAGUUCAGAAGAGUUUGGAUCUUGACCCAAGUAAAACCAACGUGAAUGGCGGAGCCAUUGCUUUGGGUCACCCACUGGGAGGAUCUGGAACAAGAAUUAUGGCGCACCUGGUUCACGAAUUAAGGCGUCGGGGUGGAAGAUACGCUGUGGGAUCAGCUUGCAUCGGGGGCGGCCAGGGUAUCGCAGUUAUCAUCGAAAGCACAGCCUGAGGGGCCCGCCGAGGCCCGCUCGCACUUCGAGGGGCCAGGGCCACAGGGAGCCAGGUGACCUUCAGAGCAGCUGCAGAACCACACAUGCCCUGUACUGGAAGUGACUGAGCUCGAUGAAGGGAUAGUGAGGCAAAAAGAUGUGUCUCUCAUGAAUAAGAGCCCACGCCAGAAUAAAUAAGUUCUCUCAGAUUUGCACCAGAUGGGAUCUAUCUCUGAGCAAACGUCCAACCGCAGAGGCCUUAAAAGAAUUGGUAUAAUGCUGAAUAAUCACCACUUAUGCCUUAGAUACUACGAGUGCAAGAAAAUUGAAUAAAUACUGCUUUAACUUCA